Molecule: messenger RNA, 6018 nt
Organism: [Candida] anglica
Lineage: Eukaryota; Fungi; Ascomycota; Pichiomycetes; Serinales; Debaryomycetaceae
Source: the annotation of a GenBank genome assembly
AUGACAUCAGUACCUUCGCAAGAUUGGAUUGAAUUAUCACCUCUUCUAAGAAUACCUGUCAGCUCUCCCAAAGUUCACAACGAUGUUUGUAGCAUUUUGGAAGAACUAUACCUAGCUCCGUUUUUGCAGACUGGACAACCGAUCCUGCCCUAUUUCAUAUCUAUAUUGAGUGGUCCAAUGUCAUUCCAAGGACCCAUAGAUACUUCAGGGCAAAUCCACCCCUUAAUUUACUUCAUUGCUGGCUUGACUGGAGAUAGUUUACAAGAAACGGCUAACCGAUUGAGUGUAUUUGCUCCAAUUGAUUUAAUUCAAGCGACCAUCAAUUCAGCGAAUAUCCCAUUGCACAUAUCCACACAAGAUAUGCAAGCGAGAGAUAAACUUUUAUCUCUAUAUGCACCCAUCACUCAAUUAGGUGGAUCUAACCUAUUGUUGAAGCUAUAUACUUUGACUGCUGGCGAUGAAACAUACAUGGUCACAACAUUGAUAAUUUGUAUAUUGUAUUCAAUGUCGAUUACAUUGAAUCCAAUUCAAAAAUAUUCUUAUAAUUUGACAGCCGCUGUCAAUAGUCAACAAAACUAUAACCCUACAAUGAAUCCGACAAUUCCGGUUCCAACGACAUCUGUGGCUCCACUUCAAACGGACUUCACUGUGCCCCCUAUAAUGCACACUCAAGGAGGGAUUUGGUCUACUGAUCCAAUGACGAUGAAUAGAAUCUCCGGAUCUGUAUCGAUUUCAUUCUUGGAUAAUGAGGAAGAACGCCAAUUGUUAAAAGAUAUCACCAAGGUAACACCUGAAGAUUUCCCAGAAGUAACCCUACAAGGAUAUCAGGAAAGAUCACCACAAGUACCUUCUGUCAUUCCUUCUCCAACGUUACAAACUCCUCAAAUGGAAGAAGUAAAGCAGACUAUAGGUCGAAUGAUUUCACCAACACCAUUGGCGAGCUUAUCAUCACCAACAUCACGUUCACCUGAACAAUUAUUUGAAGAUGACAAAGUCGAAUAUCCUAUUGUAACAGUUGCUUCACAUUCGACUGAAGAAGCAGUUGAAGAAAUAACUGAGACAACCGAAAAACCAUCAUCUUUAGAAAAUGUUGUAAGUUUACCUAAUGAGAUAAUUUUACCAGAAUUACCAGUUAGUCAACCACUUUACCAAAUUCAGAAAACUAAAGAAACCACCUACCAGUCUUUGAAAAGCUUACCACCUCAUCACUAUAAUAAUCGCUCGAGCUUUAGCAAUUUCCCAGGUUUAUACUCAACCGAUGGUCAUUCACUUUCACAAUAUAGUAUAGCUGGCAACCCUUCAAUUUCUGGGAGAUUAAGUUCAAAUAGUCAACUGAAAGAUAUAUGGUCUGGUUCCACACUGAGUUCAAGGAAUAAGUCAACAUUGCAAGACUCAACAAACUUUUUCUCAUUAGACAGUGUAAAUGAGCAAUUGAUUGAUAAAUUACCCGUUGAACCUGAAACCAAUUUGCCUAUUGGAAAUGGCAGUUUAAGCGGCGAAUCUGUUGAAGAUCUGACAAAAACUGAUUCAAUCAAGGAACUUGUUGAUCUGAAACAAGAAAACGUCAAACGUACCAAAAAAGAAGAAAGUAAGAUAGUACGGGAACCUAUUACUGCUCGUGUUUGUACUAGAAAAUACGAAAUUCCAGAAUCAACUGAAGAUCAGGUUCUAUACGAUAGAAUCAAAAAAUCAUUUCAAAAUGUUUUAGACGGCAAACCUCAAACACCCGAAAAGACUAUUGAUGAAAUCAUUGACCAGAUCAAUGAUAAUUUGUCUCAAUAUGUUGGUACCAAUGGUUUAAGUGAAAGCUCUUUUUCAAAUAGACCGAGAUCACUGAAAACUUCAAGCAGGAAGAGCGCUACUUUGAGACGGGAGAGUUCUGAUCUGGGUUUAGAUUUACAACUGAUUGAGAAGGAUGUGAUUCAUAAUUUGGAGUCACCAAUUGUAAUCACUGAGCCGCUUAUAGGUAUUACGGAAUCGACAGUAUCCAAGGAAGCGAAUGAACCACCUAUUUCAAUUGAAGAUAAACUGGUAUCUGAAAAGAAAAAGGAUGUCAUAAAAGAAGAGCCAUUAACAUUACAAAAAGAAGAUAAAAAUCUAAUACAUGCUUCAGCGCCCACUGGAGAAUCGGCAGAUAGCCGAACUUCUGUUAUAGAGGUACCAAUAAUACAUACCAAACCAGAAACAGUAGAAGAGCCAGUGGAAGGUCCAACACCCAUUAAGGAAGAGCCCAUGGAAGUUCCAACAUCCAUCAAGGAAGGGCCAGUGGAAGUUCCAACACCCAUCAAGGAAGAGCCAGUGGAAGUUCCAACACCCAUCAAGGAAGGGCCAGUGGAAGUUCCAACACCCAUCAAGGAAGGGCCAGUGGAAGUUCCAACACCCAUCAAGGAAGGGCCAGUGGAAGUUCCAACACCCAUCAUGGAAGAGCCAAUGGAAGUUCCAACACCCAUCAAGAAAGAGCCAAUGGAAGUUCCAACACCCAUCAAGGAAGAGCCAAUGGAAGUUCCAACACCCAUCAUGGAAGAGCCAAUGGAAGUUCCAACACCCAUCAAGGAAGAGCCAAUGGAAGUUCCAACACCCAUCAUGGAAGAGCCAAUGGAAGUUCCAACACCCAUCAAGGAAGAGCCAAUGGAAGUUCCAACACCCAUCAUGGAAGAGCCAAUGGAAGUUCCAACACCCAUCAAGGAAGAGCCAAUGGAAGUUCCAACACCCAUCAAGGAAGAGCCAAUGGAAGUUCCAACAUCUACUAAAGAGGUUCCAGUGGAACUUGCUAAGGAAGUGCCAAUCGACAAGGGGGAACUUGUGGUGACAUCAACAACCACUUCUAAACUGAAACAACAAAAACCAAUUAAAGCAAAAUCACCUAUAUUGAAAAAUGAAACAACCGGACUUGACGCAUCUUCCACGAAAAUAGCCGAAUCCGAACUGGAUAGUUCAAUAAAAGCGAAAGUGAAUACAUCAACUGAGUUUAGCAUUCAAAAUAUUUCUUCUUCAGCAGGGGAUCAAACUCCAACACCAGCCGACAAAUUGCAAGUUAAACAAAUAUUGAAGAAUCCUCUUCGAGACUCGAAACUUCCGUCGGAUAAUAGGGCUCAAGAGAUUGGGUAUAAGCCAUCAAGUAAUUCAAUGAAUAAAAAGUCUCAAAUAUGCACGAAUGUUAAAGUUCCAGAUAAGAAACAGUUUGAUUCAACCAGUGGCAAAAGACUGACUGUCUCAAAAUUAAAUACCAGACUGAAAUCGAAUAAACUUGAAAAAGGAAAUGGAAAAAAAACCAAAACCAUUCCUGAAACUAAAUAUGGUUCAACUAGAAAAAGUGAACCUUCUAAAACUUUGGCGCAAGAUAAGACCACAAAGUCAAAACCAGCUAUCGAAAAAUCCAAAGAAACACUUCGGGAAAAGUCUCUCUACUCCUAUAAUGAGGAGGCAGCUUGCCGAAGUGUAGAACCAGAUACUUUUGAAGACGAAAAUAUACCCUUGAAAAAGACAGGCAAACCUUCUAAGACUAACCCACAGAAAACAGUAGCAUCGGUGAAUGGAGAAAACGGUAAAUCAGCGUCAAUAAAUAAUAAAAAGUCACUGGAAAACUUGAAGGCUAACAAAAAAGACCAAAUAUGCGUAACUAUGGUUGGUGACCGAAGUAAGAAGGUAGCCAUACCCAUGCAAGUUUAUCCAGAAAUGCAUAGUAGUUUGAAAUCUAUCCGAAGUUCAAUUCUUGGAUGUUUGGAAAAGGUUCUGAAGACAUAUUUUGAGCUUCCUUAUGAAUUCAAAUCCGAGUAUCAAUCUAAAUCAGAUAAUGAAGUCACCGAAGAAUCUCCAAGUGGAUGCUCUCUGGAUUCAACAGGUCAGGAAGAUGCCGAUGAUGAUAGCGAUAGGAAUGGCAACGAAAAACAUAAAAAUGUUGAUGAAAUUAUCGAAGAUCAAGAGGUGGAUAUUCAUCCAGCUGCAUACGACGACGAAGAUGAAGAUGAAGUAGAGGAUGAAUAUGUGAUUGAAAAUCCUAUAAACGUAGUUACAUCUCUAUUGAAUGUUGAACAAAAGGAUCUGGAAUCGAAUAUUGUCCCCGAAGAGAGUGAAUUGAACUCCAACAAGAACAAGAAUAAAAACAAGAAGAAGAAGAAGAAACUGAAUAAGAAGACCAAGUCCAAAGCUAUUUCGGAUUUGGUUGGUCAAUACGCACAACUUGUGUUGGAUAUGGAAAGAGAUUUCGAUAAGUACCAUGAGCUCGACGAAAAGAAAAUGCUUGAACCUUAUGGUCCGAGGAAUGGAGAUAUUCAAGAAGUUAUCGAAUUUUUUAAUGUACUAACACAAGAAGAAGAAGGGAAAUUUGAACAACCUUUUAUCAAUUCUGCAAUGGUUUUGGACAAUGAAAACAUCAAGAUCGAGGUAGUUGAAGCAGCGGAAUCAAAGACGAAGAAAACUCCAGAGGACAUGCAAAAUAAUCCCACAGAUCCAAAAACCAAAGUUUCCAAUAUUGUUGAUUUGUUUGAACAAUAUAGGGUACCACCAGGUUCAUCAUUGAUUAAUGAAAAAAUUUCACAAGUUCACGAGGACAUAAUCAAUAAUACUGAGUUUGUAAUUAAAGGAAGAAAAAUGAUGAGGGAAGUCGCCGAACUUGAACAGGACAGGGCGAAACACUUUAAACCCACAGAACAAGAAAAACAACCGACCCCGGUCUUCAACCCUUCAGAUAGGGCUACUCCCCGGAGCAUAUCAAAUGAUGCCAGAGAAGACGUAGAAGAAACAACAUACAAUCCUACAGAAGAAAUACUUAAAACCGCAACAGAAAGCAAAGAAGCUCCAAUAAAAGAUGAACUUCAUAGAGAUGAGGCUGUCAACCAAGAAAUUGAUCCUCUCAAUGUCAGGGGAAAGGUUAAAUCAAUUCAAGAAUGCUUUCCCGAUAUGGAUGUUAAACUUAUAGAGAGGCAUAUACAUGCGAGUAACUAUGAUCUAAACAUGGCGUUUGAGAGCAUUUUACUUGACGAUGGAAGUAUAUCUGAACCAAAAUUCGAGGGCCUUCCAGAGGAAAAAGUAGAAACGGCCGACGACUUUACAAAUAUAAAAUCCGUAAUGAAUUUGACUGGUGUAUUAGAAGGUGUCGCAUAUGAUUACCUCCAAAGGAAUGAUAAUAAUAUUUGGUCUGCAGCUUGUGAAAUUGUUAUGAAUUGUAACUUGGAAAAACAACCAGCGAAGACGAAAAAGCCCACCACGAAGCCAGUGACAUUAACAUCGAGAGUGCAAUAUGGUGGAGGUCCAGCGAAGAAAAAUGCAUUUUCAGUUCUUGCUACUACCGAGAGUGAAGAUGAUAGUGACGAGACUGCACUGUCAACUUAUGUAUACAAUGAAAAUAGCCCAGAAGCUCAAGAGUUGAAGGAAAUUUAUCUUGGUAAUGAGGAAUUUAGGGAAAUGAGUGAGGUAUUUUUCAGGAAGGCAUUAGUAUUAUUCAAAGGAGAUUGUACAAGGGCUAUUACGCUUGCAAUGGAGUUUGUCACUGCUGGAGAAUCGGAUUUACUGUUCAACUACUAUACAGAGGCCGCCACAUCAAAUGACAAGGUGAUUGACUAUCUGGUUCUUGGAAAGAAAUCGAGAAAACCCCAAAGUGCUCUUUUGGGGUCCAAGAUAACUUUGGGACAUACUCCUAAAAAGGUCACAUCAAGUUCAGCGAACCAACCUAAGAAAACUAGUACAGUUAUGCAUGGAUCUGUAACAAGCUCUAAAAAAGGAGUUUUGGAUUUACAUAACUAUUUGGUCCCCGAAGCAACAGCAUUAGUGCGUCAAGCACUUGAUGAAUGGUGGGGCCAAGAGCAAGAAAAACGUAUACUUGAUGGUAGAUUCGAUAAGUUUGGAUCUGAUGCAAGCUUCGUCGAUCCAUUAACCAUAGUUACUGGGAGAGGGAUACAUUCACAGGGUGGGGUAGCCAAGAUUCGACCUAGUGUUUACAAGAUAUUGAUUCAAAAUGGGUAUAUAUUUGAGGAACUGGCAUCUUUGUAUGUCGUUACAGGGAAGAAAUCUAAAAAGUAA